Messenger RNA from Orcinus orca (killer whale), 4623 nucleotides. RefSeq names its product TNF alpha induced protein 2 (gene TNFAIP2). Gene Ontology annotation, biological process: exocytosis; exocyst localization. Gene Ontology annotation, cellular component: exocyst. The coding region runs from base 794 to 2911 and encodes 705 amino acids. Gene Ontology annotation, molecular function: SNARE binding. The record is from RefSeq and is a predicted model, not a curated record. The transcript is spliced from 12 exons. NCBI's taxonomy places the organism in Eukaryota, Metazoa, Chordata, Mammalia, Artiodactyla, Delphinidae.
GGAAACUGAGGCCCCCGGGCUAAGCUGCUGCGUCAGGGUGCAGAGGGUCCGGCUUAGAUGCUCCCAGCGGAGGACUGCGUCCCGCAAAAAGCAUCAGGGAGGGGCUGUGGGGAAAGGCGCCGGGUGUCCCUUCCUUUUGCGGUAGGAAGCGGGACCUAUAGGCACGGAGGAGCUAGGCACAGGGGCCAGGGAGGCUUGGGUGGACCUCAGCCCUGACCCGGAAAGGAGGGUGAGGGUGUGUGUGCCUGAGGAGAAGCUGGGGGAGCUGGGAGGACCCGAGGGGUGCCACUGUUGGGCCACAGGCUGUGGCCACAGGGUAUGACUCGGAGCACUUCCCUUCCUGUCUCAGUGUGCCCAGCCGCGAGCCUGGCCUUAAAGGAUCCCUCUCCUGCCCUCUUCUGCUGUAUCUGGGCGCCAGGGUUAGCCUGACAGACACUGGGACACAUGAUGCAGACCCUUACUGAGGCCUGGCUAGGUGCCAGCAUGUGUCUGAGUGGUUUCCUCACAUCCUUUCAGCAGUACUGUGAGGUGGGGUCCUCAUCCCCAUUUCCCAGAUGGGGAGACUAAGGCCUAUGAAGGAAGGGUGAAGUCUGGUCCACACCCUAGUGGGUGGUACAGCUAAGCCCACAGUUGUUCUCUUUCUAUUGCACCAGCUGCCUCAGAGUCAAGGCCUGGGACGUGGGCCAAGGGGGCUGCUGCAGGACCCUGAAGGGUGAGGAGAGUUUGUGCCACAGAGGCGAGGAGGCAGCGAUGCCAUGCGGGGACCUGCAGGAGCCAGGCCCGAGCCGGCGUCAUGCUGAAGACGAUGACCUUACAAGGCUUUACGGGCCAGCAGCCUGCGCCAGGGGCCCUUGACUUGCCCCGAAGCCACCAGAAGUUGCCCUUCACCUCGGAGGCAGAGUCAGAAGCCUCCAUGUCGGAGGCCUCCUCCGAGGACCUGGUGCCACCCCUGGAGGCCGACGAAGCCCCAGAUAGGGAUGAAGGAGAGGCUGCGAAGAAGAAGAAGAAGUCGAAAGGCCUGGCCAACAUGUUUAGCGUCUUCACCAAAGGGAGGAAGAAGAAGAGUCAGCCCAGCUCAGCAGAGACAGAGGGCGACUCUGAGUCCCAGUCCGGGCCGGCUGGCCGGCUGCCCACAGUGGAGGAGCUCAAGGCCGACCUGGAGCACGGACGGCUGGAGGCGGCGGGGCCGCUGCUGGCGCUGGAGCGGGAGCUGCAGGCGGCGAUGGCGGCGGGCGGCAUGAGCGAGGAGGAGCUGCUGCGGCGCCAGAGCAAGGUGGAGGCGCUGUACGUGCUGCUGCGCGACCAGGUGCUCGGCCUGCUGCGCCGGCCGCUGGAGGCGGCGCCGGAGCGGCUGCGCCAGGCGCUGGCCGUGCUGGCCGAGCAGGAGCGCGAGGACCGCGCGGCGGCGGCGGCGGGGCCCGGGCCCUCGGCACUGGCGGCCACGCGGCCCCGGCGCUGGCUGCAGCUGUGGCGGCGCGGCGUGGCGCAGGCGGCCGAGGAGCGCCUGGGCCAGCGGCCGGCCGCGGCUGCCGAGGGCCGCACGGAGGCCGAGCGCGCCUUCCUGCACAUGGGCCGCACCAUGAAGGAGGACCUGGAGGCCGUGGUGGAGCGGCUGAAGCCGCUGUUCCCCGCCGAGUUCGCCGUGGUGGCGGCCUACGCCGAGAGCUACCACGAGCACUUCGCGGCGCAGCUGGCGGACUUGGCGCAGUUCGAGCUGAGCGAACGCGACACCUACGUGCUGCUGGUCUGGGUGCAGAACCUCUACCCCAAUGACGUCAUCAACAGCCCCAAGCUGGCAGGCGAGCUGCAAGGAGUCGGGCUUGGGAGUCUCCUGUCCCCCAAGCAGAUCCGGCUGCUGGAGGCCACGUUCCUCUCCAAUCAGGUGGCCAGCGUGAAGGAGCUGACGGCCCGUGCCCUGGAGCUGGAGUCACAGCGCUGGACCCAGGAUGUGGCUCCGCAGAGGCUGGACGGCCGCUGCCACAGUGAGCUGGCCAUUGACAUCAUCCAGAUCAUCUCCCAGGGCCAGGCCAAGGCCGAGAGCAUCACCCUUGACCUGGGCGCGCAGAUGAAGCACUUGCUGCUGGUGGAGCUGGCUGUGUUCCUCAACAGCUACCAGCGUGCCUUUGAUGAAUUUCUGGAGAGGAGCAAACAGCUGAGAAAUUACAGGGCCAAUGUCAUCGCCAACAUCAACAACUGCCUCUCCUUCCGGAUGUUCGUGGACCAGAAGUGGCAGACACCACAGGACCUCCCGAGCCACCUGCUGAGCCCCCUGGAUGAGCUCAGGAGUCAUGGCGUUGAUACCCUGCUCCAGAGCCUGUUUGGGGCCCUGAAGGGCGUGGCCAGACAUCCUGCUCCUCUCCUUUCACAGCCGCUGUUCAAGAGGUUCACACAGACCCGCUGGGCAGCCCCCGCGCAGACCCUGGAGGAAAUUAUCUCCGUGGUGGGCGAGAGGCUGCCCGAGUUCUCUGAACUGCAGGACUGUUUCCGGGAGGAGCUCAUGGAGGUUGUACACCUGCACCUGGUGAAGGAGUACAUCGUCCGCCUCAGCAAGCGGCGCCUGGUCCUCAAGACGGCAGAGCAGCAGCAGCAGCUGGCGGGGCACAUCCUGGCCAACGCUGAGCUCAUCCAGCGCUUCUGCACUCAGAACGGCUCCCCGGCAACCUGGCUGCAUCGUGCCCUCCCCAUGCUCGCAGAGAUUAUUCGCCUGCAAGACCCCAGCGCCAUCAAGAUCGAGGUGGCCACGUGUGCCGCCUGGUACCCUGACUUCAGCAAAGGCCACCUGAGUGCCAUCCUGGCCAUCAAGGGGAACCUGACCAACAGUGAAUCCAGGGGCAUCCGGAGCAUCCUGGACAUCCACACGGGGGCGCGCGAGCCCUCCAAGUCCCUGUUUUCACUUGUAAAGGUUGGUUAGCUGCUUCCGCCGCCUGACCUGCUCGUGAGCUCAUGGCGAGCAGCGGAUGCCACCCCGUUCGGGGGCCGUUCAGACCAGCACCGGCUUCACAGCCCCACACGGCCUCUCACGGACGUCCUGCCUUCUGCUGCUGCUUCUGACCAGCCCUGGCCUAGGCGCAGGUCCCUGGGCCGCGGGAACUGGACAGGCCCUGGCUUCUUCACCCCUCCCGUGGCGGGGCAGGGGGGGAGCUAUGGGGACCCAAGGAGGCCACACAUGAGAAGCUCCCUGUAGAUGACAGGGGAUCUUGCACGCUCUGAAGGAGGGGCCAGGAGGGGAAGUGGCCAGGGGACGGAGCUCCAGGGUCACCGCCUGUCUGUGGGGUCCUUCCACAGGCUGCCUCCGGAUUGCCCUCCUCAGCCUGGGUCUUGGCGCCUCCCCAGCUCCUGGGCGGCGGCCUGAGCCUCACCCCUCCUGCCUCCUCUGGUCCAGGGCUGUGCUGAGCUGGGCUCAGCCGGGGCGUGGAAUGGAGGGCAGACUGGAGGGAGAAAAGGGAAAGAGGAGCUCUCAUCUGGGACCUGGAAAGGGGCCUGUGGGGUCCCAUGGCACGCUGGGGGCAGAGCUGGCAUCAGGGCCCCUGCAGCUCAGCCCCUGCCCCUUCUCUGCUUCCCCACGGGCUUCCCCUGAGGAUGGGUCCGGGAGGGGCAAGGACCUCCUGGGUUUUCUCGGCCUCCGCCUUCCCCCACACGGAGACAGGCCCAGGGGUGCCUCCGCAGGUCCUCCCCGGAAGUCAGGCUGAGGUCUGGGCAGGGCAAGCUUGACCUCUGACUCCUCGGCCUCUGGAUUCGUUUCCUAUUGCCACUUCAGCAAACUUCCACAAGCUUAGUAGUUUAAGACGAGAACGCUCUUUCGGUUGUGGAGGUCAGAAGUCUGACGUGGGCCUAGUGGGCUAAAGCCAAGGUGUCAGCCGGCCUGGUUCUGUCUGGAUGCUCCGGAGGGCCAUUUCCUUGCCUUUUCCAGUUUUUAGAGGCCGGCCUCCCCUGUUUCUUGGCUAGUGGCCCCCUUCUAUCUCCAAAGCCAGCAACGGCCGGUCGAUCUCUUUUUCACAUCUCAGCACCCCUCUCCUGCCUCCAUCUUCCUUCCUUAAGGACCCCAGUGAUGACCUUUGACCCCCCCAGACAAUGACCUUUGACCUACCCAGACAAUCCAGGAUCCUCUUCCGAUGUCAAGUUCAGCUGAUGAGCAACCUUAAUUCCACCUGACCCCUUAACUCCUCUUUGCCUUGGAACCUGACGUAGUCGCAGUUCCAGGGAUGUGGACGUGGGCGUCUUUGGAGGGGGGUAUUAUUUUGCCCACCUCAGCCUCCACCCAUCCCCUGCCCUGUGGGGUGCCUUGUCCUAUCCCAGGAAAACAUGGGUUCAGUUACCCUCCUCGGCCUCUGCUUACCCCAGAGGCUCUCGGCAGUCAGACGUAGGCACAACUCCACCUCACCUGCGCCGCUGGGCACGCCGUGACGGGGUUUGCAGCCAGCUCUCGGGUUUGUGCUCCCUCUUUCCAGGUACUGUGGCCAGAAACUGGCCCGUGUAAGUGGUGCACAAAGGCCUUUGUACAUUUGUAGGAGUUUGCAUGUUUGAUGUUAUUAUUAUUAUUUUUGAUAGUACUGCUUUUGUAUGUGUUUUUCUAUAACAUGAUCUUAGUUUUUAUAGCUUGCUAUAAAGCUGAUUUCAAAAGUG